Scheffersomyces stipitis CBS 6054 is the source of this 1317-nucleotide messenger RNA. RefSeq lists its product as uncharacterized. The transcript has a single exon. The record is from RefSeq and is a predicted model, not a curated record. NCBI's taxonomy places the organism in Eukaryota, Fungi, Ascomycota, Pichiomycetes, Serinales, Debaryomycetaceae. The coding region runs from base 1 to 1317 and encodes 438 amino acids.
AUGGUCUCGGGAACAGCAUACACACGGUUCCCGUUGUCUGCUUGCAGUCACGAUAACUUGAAGGACUCGUCCAAGUCGCUUGCUGUAGGCUUGAAUAGUUCUGUGAAGAGCUACCAGUUGAUGAGUAAUGAAGAAGUGGAAGUAAUUGAAAAUGAAGAAGAUGACGAAGAUGAAGAAGAUGACGAAGAUAAUGAAGAUAACGAAGAUGAUGAAGAUGAUGAAGAUAACGAAAAUGACGAAAAAUACAAUGAACUUGGCCUUGAGCAUGAAAAUGAAGUAAAGGAUAACAAAAUUCUAACCCAAUCAAAAGCGGAAUAUCUCCAGAAGCACGCAUACCGCCACUCAGAAGUCUCUGAUCUAGAGUCUGACUUCGAUGAUUCAGAUUAUGACGAACCGGCACCGGAACCAUAUACGCCCAGUUCCUCGCCUUCUACAUUCAAGUUUGAUCUCAAAUCGAAUCUCAAGCCAGCUGAAGAACAGCUAGGUGCGGUGACAUUGUCACUUACUAGAAACAAAAUUGCAUCUCUAAUCACAGAAUACUUUCCUGGCGUGCUCCAUGAUGAAGAUUACCGUGAAAUCAAAAACUACGUCAUCAACACUGUGCUUCAAAGUUUCGGUGAUUCAGACAUAAACACCAUCUGCAACAAGAUCAUCCGCAAAAGCUAUCGUCCGAAGCUAGUAGAGCAGAUCCAAGAUGCAUUCGCAGACAAGUAUGAGGAGAUCAAGAUUGAUAGUUACUUUGACUACAUUACAUCUUAUCUAACAUACGUCGCUGACAAGCGAGACGACAGCUUGUUGCACAAGCCAAAUCUAUACGAAAAGUACUCCAAGAUCUGGAAGCUUGAUAAACCCAACUACAAGAUCUACACCAAAGACUAUUUCACCGAUGAGUACUUUGACAUUUUCCAUCAGUACAAGCUGAAGAAAAUGAACGACCGCGCUACUAUGGACGUCCUCGUAAAGUCAGGGUUUCUCAUGAAUUUUGACAAGUUCUACGUCUACUAUACGAGAGACUUGAAGUCUGGAGCCUUGCUGUAUGAUUCAAGCGAUGACUCUUCAGAAGAAUCUGACUACGACGACUUUGUCUCAGACACUUCAGAGCUAGACGGACUAGCUCUCUACUCUAGUGGAAGUAGCUACACUAUCCGCAGCAGUGUUAGUUCUGGUUCUUCCCUGGAUGCUAGUCGGCGCUCGUCUACAAGACUGUCGGAAGAACGUAGAAAGCUGCUCCGCUUCGAUGAUAAAGUCGAAAUCGUAAGUGUAAAUCAACACCAGCCUGUCAGCUCAGUCCACACAUAUUUAUGUGGAUACCACUAA